CUGGCUGCUCUGAAAAGCCAUCAUUGCAUUGUUCCCGGUCCGGCUCUCUGCUCGCCGCAGCCACCUCUGCCGCGGACUCCGGCAGCUUUAACGCCAGAGUCCUCAAACUCUCGUGUUCCACUUAGUCCCUUGCACCGAAACACCGGCGUGCCCCACCAUGUCAGACGCAGCCGUGGACACCAGCUCCGCGAUCACCACCAAGGACUUAAAGGAGAAGAAGGAAGUUGUGGAGGAGGCGGAAAAUGGAAGAGACGCCCCUGCUCAUGGGAAUGCUAAUGAGGAAAAUGGGGAGCAGGAGGCUGACAGUGCGGCAGAUGAAGAAGUGGAAGAAGGUGGAGAGGAGGAGGAGGAGGAUGGAGAGGAAGAUGAGGAAGCUGACGCCGCUACGGGCAAGCGGGCGGCUGAAGAUGGUGAGGAUGACAGUGUUGACACUAAGAAGCAGAAGACCGAUGAGGAUGACUAGACAGCAAAAAAAGCAAAAGUUAAACUAAAUAAAAAGGCCGCCGUGACCUAUUCACCCUCCACUUCCCGUCUCAGAAUGGAAACGUGGUCACCUUCGAGUAGAGAGGCCCGCCCACCGCGGGCAGUGCCACCCACAGGUGACACGCGCUCUCCACCACCCCACCAAAACCAUGAGAAUUUGCAACAGGGGAGGAAAAAAGAACCAAAAUUUCCAAGGCCCUGCUUUUCUUCUUAAAAGUACUUUAAAAAGGAAAUUUGUAUUUUUAUUUACAUCUUAUAUUUUUGUACAUAUUGUUAGGGCUCAGCCAUUUUUAAUGAUCUCGGAUGACCAAACCAGCCUCCGGAGCGUUCUCUGUCCUACUUCUGACUUUAUAGUGACCAUGUUCACUAUAAUCUCAAAGGCGAAAAAAAACUUUGUAAAAAAAGCAAAAACAACAAAAAAAAAUCUUAUUCCGAGCAUUCCAGUAACUUUUUUUGUGUAUGUACCUAGCUGUACUAUAAGGCGUUGGUUUGUAUGAGAUGGUUAAAAAGGCCAAAGAUAAAAGGUUUCUUUUUUUUCCUUUUUUGUCUGUGAAGUUGCUGUUUAUCUUUUUGGCCUGUUUGAUGUAGGUGUGAAACAAUGUUGUC
This is a messenger RNA of Carlito syrichta (Philippine tarsier), 1089 nucleotides long. Its product is annotated as prothymosin alpha-like. The coding region runs from base 158 to 463 and encodes 101 amino acids. Gene Ontology annotation, molecular function: histone binding. Gene Ontology annotation, cellular component: nucleus. NCBI's taxonomy places the organism in Eukaryota, Metazoa, Chordata, Mammalia, Primates, Tarsiidae. The record is from RefSeq and is a predicted model, not a curated record. The transcript has a single exon. Gene Ontology annotation, biological process: positive regulation of transcription by RNA polymerase II; negative regulation of apoptotic process.